Botrytis sinoallii is the source of this 5253-nucleotide messenger RNA. RefSeq lists its product as uncharacterized. The transcript is spliced from 5 exons. NCBI's taxonomy places the organism in Eukaryota, Fungi, Ascomycota, Leotiomycetes, Helotiales, Sclerotiniaceae. Bases 1084 to 5253 code for a protein of 1389 amino acids. The record is from RefSeq and is a predicted model, not a curated record.
ACUCUGUUUAACAAUCGACAGACAAAGAGUCAAUGAUACAUGCUCGCCGCUACCAGAUGAGGAUAGUUUGUAUGUGUUGUUGAUGUGAUAGAUGCUCGAUAGCUACGAUGCCCUUCUUUCUUAAUGUAUGUAAUGUAUAUACCUACCUGACUAUGUCUGUCUAUCUUCACCACCUUCCUACACAUGUCCCUUUUUCGUCCGGUCCUUCCGCCCAUUUGAUGAGAUAUGAGACCUCGUAAUUGAAUCAUUUCAUGUGAUGCAAACGAAUUACGCCGUGAAAUCAAUUUGAACCCUCCACUCCCAAAUAAACUCCCCUUUAUGAUCAUUUGGCCCCAGAUUCUGAAUAUUGUCUAUUGUUUUCCAAGAUUACCGACCUAGGUACCUAGUAGCUAUUCAAUCUGGUGCUCUCUUGACCACUUCCACUUCUUCUACUUCCUCCUACUAACCAACCUCUUCAUCUUUUCAACCCUUUCUCGACCUUCGACCUUCGUUCUUCGUUCUUCUUGAAUAUAUAUCCCAUUUCAUUUUCGAUUUUCUUCCUCUAGCUCUAUCUACACAUUUAAACUACAUCUUAGACUUCUCACGCAAUUUCCUCUCGUAUAUUUUUGGCUCUUCUCUCUCUCUCUCUUUCUUUCUUUCUAUUUUGAGCAUCGGUAGUCGGACCUCUCCCGCCUCUUAUCCUCCCUCUCAUCAUUCCCUGGUCUCACAAAAGUACAUGAAUUAGUACGCAUACCAGUACAUUAUUCACCUGCUUUCCCCAAAUAUUCAUCAUUCCUCAACAUUAAUCACAAUACUCCCAAUUCAAUCUUUACAUUCUUUUGCAUUUGCAUUUUGCUUCAAUUCAUCUUCUGUUUGCAGCCUUUCGAGCUUCCUUUGCCGCCGGCUUAUAAAAUUGGGAAUCAUUGUGCUGUUAUAUAAUCAACGGUCCGACAAAGAAAGAACAAAACACAGAACACUUCUUAGAUUGUACAUGUCAUAAGUCCACCAUAUCAAUUCGAAGGUUCAUCCGGAGCUCGCGGAAUCACCGCUUCAUUGAUAGAUUUCCCAACUUACUAUUAUUCAAAGCAAAUUAAUUCAUUCAAAAUGGGCCGAAAUCGAGUUAUGUCGUUCAUGUCCCAGUUUAGGGACAGAGACUCUAAUAGCCCUACUCGACCACCUCCAUCUACAGGCCGAGCACGAAGUCGAACCGAAUCCUACACACAGCAAGGGUCCCAAGAUACAGGAAAGUCGUCCUCGGGAAGAGAGCCAUUUCCAACUUCGAGCUUCCAAAUGCCCUCUCACCAGGAAGCGCCUUUGAGCGAAGUUCGCGCAUCUCCUCAGCCGACUCGAACGAGGGAACGAGCAUCUUCUAGACCAACGUCUAUGGCACAAACCUUUCAGCCUCCACUGAUGGAUGUGAAGCAAGAUACCUUGCCGGAACUACAACCAAUCUUCACAUUCUUGAAUAGUCACAGCAACAAAUUGUACCAGGAAGGGUAUUUCUUGAAAUUGGAUGAUCAAAACAUACACGGCAAGGCCAAUGCCGACCGAACCUGGACAGAGUGUUUUGCACAGCUUGUGGGAACUAUCCUUUCAUUGUGGGAUGCAGCAGAGUUAGAUGCUGCUGGGCAAGACGGAGAGGUCCUCCCAAAGUUUAUCAAUCUCACAGAUGCCUCGAUCAAAAUGAUCGAAUCCCUUCCCACAAGGUCACCCACAGAAGCACCUUUACAGAAUGUCCUCAGCAUAUCCACAGCUGGUAAGAAUAGAUACCUAUUGCAUUUCAAUUCACAUCACUCGUUGGUUCAAUGGACCGCCGGUAUCCGUCUCUGUAUGUUUGAGCAUGCGUCAUUACAAGAAGCCUACACAGGUGCGCUCAUUGCUGGUAAGGGUAAAUUAUUAAACAACAUCAGACCCAUCAUGGAGCGCUCAAGGAUCCAAACUGCAGACUGGGCCCGAGUGAGAUUUGGCGCUGGAACGCCUUGGAGACGAUGUUGGUGCGUAAUUACUCCACCCGAUGAAAAGGAAGUCCAGCGAUUACAAAAGCAAUCGCAAAAGAAGAGGUCGGCAUAUGAUCGCUCCCGACCCCCUAUAUUGAAAGGCGACAUCAAAUUUUAUGAUUCCAAGAGGACGAAAAAAGUUCGACCAAUCGCUACGAUUAACGAUGCAUAUUCUGCGUUUGCCAUAUAUCCUCAAUCCAAACCACUCAUAGAUGCUUCCACUUUAGUCAAGGUUGAAGGAUCUAUUACGAUUCACUCAAACCCCCCUUUGACAUCUGAAGGAUUCGUAUUCGUCAUGCCCGAGGUACAUCCGGCUGUAAGUGGCUUUGAAAUGAUGCUCCGCUGGCUUUUUCCGGUCUACGAUACGUUUGGUCUGUAUGGACGUCCUGGUCGUUUGAUUGCAGAGACAAAUGACACCAGAAGUUUGAUGUUUGCAAUGCCAGAACACCGAAGAUAUGGAUAUUUAGAAACCCUCGAUGUUUCAAGUCUAAUAUCGGAGCAAGGUAGCGCUAACUGGCUAGAAUCUGAAUGGAGAGGAAGAAUGAAAGAUUUGACAGCGAAGCGAAUGGUGACUCUCAGAAACAACAGCCAAAGAAAUAGCCAGUACGGCAGUAGAAGAAGUCGCAAUAGUGUAGGAAAUCCUCGGACUCGCCUUCAGUUUGACGAUGCAGCAUCGGUUAGAUCAUCACCAUCGAUACAGUUUGGUGCCCGUCCGGCGGGAGAUGUUGGCUAUAGCGGUCUCCCUAGAACUGAUUCGGCACCUGUUGCAUUUCAACAGCCAAAGACCUCAGGAGCGCCUCAUCAAAGGUCAAUAUCUGAAUCUCAACCACCCAGCCGUGAUCAGAAUCAAAAUCCUUCUGUCUUUGAUGGAGCUUUUGAACCUGCUCCUAUCCCACUGCACACUGGCUCAGAUUUGAAAUACGCACAAGAUGCUACACCUUCCCCCGACCGCCUCAGUUCAGAAGAUGAGCAGGCAGCCAGUGCAACUCCAGUUCGCGAACUACGAGAAUUGCAAACGGUUACGGUUCCAGAACCUGUAGCUGCACCCCCAGCUUUCAAACACGCGCCGGGCGCUCAACCCCCCAGCAAACCCCUGCAAUCAACAGAUCUUCGAAAAGCGAAUAAUCGCAUGUCUACCGCAACAUUAUCUCAGUUAACUGGUGCUGCCGGUGCUGCAGCCACUUACCAAAGUCAAGACCGACGAGGAUUGAAUGCUCAAACGCAUGAUAGAAUAGAGGAGGAUGAAGAUCAAGGUAGAGGGGUACUGUCAGACGUCACCAGAUAUCACCAUAUGCCUGCUAACCAUGACAUCAUUAAUGAAGGCAUCGUAGCAACCUACGAACCUCGUAACGAACAAGAGUCCACUCUUCCCUCGAACCGCGAUCAAAUCCCGUAUCAAAACCAACACUAUCAAUCUAAUAAUACAAAUUUUAAUUCAAGAUCACAACCGAAUCUCUCAAACGAUAUGCUCCCACCAAAGAACCCCUCUAGCCAAUCAUCUCGUCUACAGACCAGCCAAAGCAUCUCAAGAAAGCCUCCUCCUACACAAGAAGAGAACCAAUCAAGCCCUAAUUCGUCGCAUCCACCUUCUAGCUCUGGGAGCUUGACUCAACAUAUUCUCGAUUCAGGUGCUUUCGACUUGAUAUUGCCUAAAGCAGACGACUUUAAGCUCCCCCAGAUGAAUAGACACAAUAGUGAUUUAAGUAGUGCAUAUGACGACGCUGCAUCAACUGGUACCCCAGAUUAUGCCAGUACCAAAAAGUCUGUGCGAUCUGUACGCACGCAAGAGUCUGUCGAAAAGCCUCGAGCAGGGAAGAAGAAGAUCAUCGGCAAUAUCGAAGUUGGGCAGCCGCUUUAUGGUGACGAAAACACAUUGUCAAAAGGAGUUGAUAUUGAUUUUGGUCCUACCUUUGAUCUCAAUCGAGCACCCGGUCAAGACUCUCCAAGCCCUCCUCCUAAACAGAAUAAUUUUAAUCACUCAAGUCCUGAAAAGCGUCCAAGUCAUGAAAGAUCUCCUAGCGGCAAUGCACUAGCUUGGCAACCUGGAAUGAGUGCAACCGCUGCUAAUAAUACCUUUGGCCACAAACAAGGUUUGACGGCGGAAGAGUAUGUUCAGCAGCGUUCCAUGGUUGCUGCUGCCACACCGCAAUAUAUCCACCAACGUCAGCCUUCAGGCAACAUUCUACGUGCAACUUCUCCUACACCUGCACGCGCCACGCCUUCCCCUACACCUGGACGAUAUACCCCUUCCCCUACGCCAGGUCAAACUUCUAAGCGUUCCAGUGCACUGAUAGGUCAACAUUCACGCCAUAGCUCAGCAGAUUUAUUAAAUUUUAAUGAAGGACAUGGUCAAAAUCGUCACUCACGCCAUAGCUCAGCAGACUUGUUAAAUUUCAAUGAAGGACUUGGUCAAAACCGUAACUCACGUCGUAACUCAACAGAUCUAUUAAAUUCUGCUGAAGUGUAUGGUCAACAGCAACACGCACGUCACAGUUCAGCUGAUCUUUUACGUCCAAGCUCCAGAGGUGCAAACAGAGUUUUAGGGCCCUCUGGAAAUGGCACCCUUACAACAAGUCUCUCUGCUCGAGAGCAAGCUUUUGUUGCUAAAAUGACUGGUGGACCCCUCAUUGCCAUGGCUAAGAAUACUAAUAAAGAUAACGUUGUUUCUGCUGGUCUCGUUGGAGCUAUUGGUUCGCGUGAGAAGGAAAAGCAACAUGUCAAGCAAGGACUCAAAUCGCAGUCGGUACAGCAUGCAAUUGCACUUCGUCAACAGCAAUUGGCUCAGCAACAACAACAGCAGCAGCAGCAGCAAGCUGAACAACGUCGCCUUGAUCAACAAUUAGCUGAACAAACUCGUCUUUUGCAACAAACUGAGCAGAACCGUCGCCAGUCCCAAUAUGCUAAUACCAACUAUUCACCAUCACAGUUUGCAGUACCUAGUAAGAGAGGUUCAUGGAUGGGGCUAAACUUCCCUCAGGCAGCAGCAUGGACAACACCAGCGCAAUUACCAGGACAAUAUCAAACAACUUUGGCACACUCACCUGGACAAUAUCAAACAACCAUGGCUCACUCGCCUGGACAAUAUCAAACAACCAUGGCUCACUCGCCUGGACAAUAUCAAACAACCAUGGCUCACUCACCUGGACAAUACCAACCAACCUUAGCACACUCUCCUGGGCAUCAAGCUUCCCCUCAUCAAUAUUCUCAACAACAGCAAUAUUUCCCUCAAUAUCCACCAACGCAAGGAGGACAGAGGAACUCUGGAUACUAUGGAUAG